Molecule: messenger RNA, 497 nt
Organism: Racocetra persica
Lineage: Eukaryota; Fungi; Glomeromycota; Glomeromycetes; Diversisporales; Gigasporaceae
Source: the annotation of a GenBank genome assembly
UCGCGUCCAGCCUCUAUAGCACCGAAUUCUAAGCGAUCCUUAUGUAAUCUAAAAACUCCAUCUCCUUUCGACUCUUUGAAAUUGGAAGGUUGGUAUGAGAUGAAUAUCUGGAGUCACCUUAUUGAUCCUGCCUUCUACAAUGUGAAUAUCGAUUUAAUUCGUGGUGAAGGGAUGAGUCUUGCAUCGAGCGACAGGAAAAACGUUGAAAGAACGACAAGUGAUAGAAAGAAGGUUGGUCGAAAAGGAGAUGGAGUUUUUAGAUUACAUAAGGAUCGCUUAGAAUUCGGUGCUAUAGAGGCUGGACGCGACUGGGAAGGACAAUGUGGAUCAAAAAUUAUUACGGAUUCAUUAAAGAUAUGUAAAAUGUUAAAAGACAUGUUAAACCAGCUUGCAAUUGAGUGUAACAUGAAGGAAAACCAUGUGAGAAAAUUACGUGUAGUAGGGAUGCUUCAGAGUGGGAAUAGAAUGCAGGUCAUCACGGCUGACCUCUCCAAGGG